This is a messenger RNA of Metarhizium brunneum ARSEF 3297, 906 nucleotides long. RefSeq lists its product as uncharacterized. Lineage: Eukaryota; Fungi; Ascomycota; Sordariomycetes; Hypocreales; Clavicipitaceae. The record is from RefSeq and is a predicted model, not a curated record. Gene Ontology annotation, molecular function: hydrolase activity.
AUGGCAGAACCAAAGGUGCGCCGGACGAGAAUCGUCUGCGUCUCAGAUACACACAAUUGCACCGUCAAGCUUCCAAAGGGCGAUGUUCUCAUCCACGCGGGGGACAUGACAAACCAAGGCAGCUAUUCCGAGCUUUCAAAAACGGUAAAGUGGCUAGAAGAAGCAGACUUCGAGGCCAAAAUCGUUGUUGCCGGAAACCACGACAUAACACUAGACAAAGACUUUUAUGCACAGCACGCUUCAGCGUUUCACAACCAGAGCCCUCAGUCUCAUUCACAGUGUCUCCAACUGCUCACAUCCUCACCAUCCAUCACAUACCUCCGCCACGAAUCGACGACGAUUCGCCUACGCUCCCCCGAGGGACCAGGCACUCGAUUCACAGUCUUUGGGUCGCCAUACUCGCCCCGAUACGGCCUCUGGGCGUUUUCCUACGACGUCCCCGCCUCUCCCGGCGAAGACUUGGCCCCGGCGAGCCUGUGGGACGACAUACCGCCGAGUACUGACAUUGUGGUCACGCACACCCCGCCGAGGGGAUGCCGCGAUGAAACGAACAGCAUGCAAACGACGGGGUGUGAGGCUCUCCGAAGAGCGCUCUGGAGGGUGAGGCCGCGGCUCGCCGUCUGCGGCCAUAUUCACAGCGGACGCGGCGCGGCGCGGGUUCUCUGGGACGAGGAGGACGGGUUCUCUGCGACAAGCGUCAGGGCGUGGGAGGACCCUGGGGCUGGAAACAAGAAAGUGAGUCUGGUGGAUCUCACGGGGAGGAAGGCGUCGUCGUUGGGGGAGGGGGAAACGUGCGUGGUCAACGCGGCUGUUAUGAAGAGUAGUUACCCGCAUGUGGGCGGGAAGCAGUUCCAUAAACCUAUUGUUGUGGAUGUGAAUCUGCCGCUGUGCGCAGAGGAGGGUUGA